CACUAUUGUGCUGAAUGUCAUUCACUUAGGGCAACUGACAGGACAAAGACUGGAGAAGAGAGCAGCAUGGCCCCUGAAGAAAAGCCAAGGGAGAAGCCGGCUCAAAGGGCAAUAAAGAAGAUCAGGACAGCGUCUCUGGUUAUUAGCUUAGCUCGAGGCUGGCAGCAAUGGGCCAAUGAGAAUAGCACGAGGCAAGCCCAAGAACCUUCGGGGUGGCUGCCUGGUGGGGAUAAGGAGAAAGAUGAUUCACCCAAAGAGAGCGGCACCACGAAAUCAUUAGAGCCUUUCCCAGAGAAGCCAGGUAUGAGAGGCGGAGGUCAGAGGUGUGUGUUGGCAAAGCCAUUUUCAAAUGGAGACAGAGAGUGUCUAAGCCCUCUUGCAGACGAUGAACCUGGGGAGGCUCACAUUAAAAGGAAAGAAGUCACCAAAACAGUGGUCAACAAAGUCUAUGAGCGAGGUGGGGACAUAAGCCUUCUCAGCCACAGAUACGAGAGUGAUGGGGCUGACCCUGGGUCGUGGCAGGAGGGGAAAGACGUGGACCACAUUGACAAGAUCUUGAACAGCCAUUCUUCCCCAACCAGGAGGAGGAAGUGCUUGAACCUGGUGUCAGAACUGACCAAAGGCUGGAAAGAGAUAGAGCAAGAAGAGCCCACAAGCCGCAGUGACAGCAUAGACACUGAAGACAGCGGCUACGGAGGGGAUUCCGAAGAGCGGCUGGAGCAGGACUGCAGCAAGCAAGAAGGAGAUCACGUGACUGCAGCCAGGAUUAAAAGAGCCCUGCCUUCCCAGGCAAGCCGGUUUGCAGAAAAUCUCAGCAGCAAGGCCCAGAGGAAAUACAGCCAAGUGAACAGCUUGAAGGGAAGAUGGCAAAAAUGGGCUGAUGAGCAUGUGCAGACUCAAAAACUGAAUCCCUUCAGUGAAGAGUUUGAUCAUGAGUUGGCUAUGUCCACCCGCCUGCACAAAGGGGACGAGGGCUAUGGACGCCCCAAAGAGGGAACAAAAACGGCUGAACGGGCCAAGCGAGCCGAAGAACACAUCUACAGGGAAAUCAUGGAUCUGUGCUUUGUGAUCCGAACAAUGGCUCGCCACCGACGAGAUGGCAAAAUCCAAGUCACUUUUGGAGAACUCUUUGAUAGAUAUGUACGGAUUUCUGACAAGGUGGUGGGCAUUCUUAUGAGAGCCAGGAAACACGGACUCGUCCACUUUGAAGGAGAAAUGCUGUGGCAAGGCAGAGACGACAAUGUGGUGAUUACACUCCUACAAUGACCAUUGAUAGUCAUGAGUAGAUCGCAUGAAUCAUCUAAUCUUGAUAUUAGCCAAAAAUGGUGAAGAAAUAUAAAUGCAAACUACUAAGUAGCAGACUUUCACAUAUUAAAUUAUUAUUUUUACAACUUUGUAAUAAGUUGGAUCCUCUUCUGUUUACGAAAAAUAUUGGAGCAUUUGAGAAAAUAAACAAAAAUGGUUAAUAUUAUUUAAUAAUAUCACGCAUUUGAAAAGCUAUUUUUCUCCAAAGAGCAAAGGCCAUUUUCUGGUCUAAAAUCAUUGACUGUUUAGUAAAGAAGUCAAAUGUUAAUGGAUUUUAAGCUAAGGUACAAAUCAUAAGGAUUAAGAAGGAUAUUAGCAAUAAGAAAAAGUCAGGAAAGCUAAUGCUAGUACCACAAACUACAGCAAGAAUAGCCACAAGAGCUGUUUACAUUUUUAUCAUGGCAUCAUCUCAUUAGAUUCUCAUGAUUACUCCUGUAAGCAAAUAGUAUAAAUAUCAUUAUUCUCAUUUUCCAGAUGAGAAAACAAAAGCUCUGAGGGGUUGUGAUUCAUCCAAGGCCACAAAGCAAGUAUUUUUGUGAUAAGCUGAGACACAAACCCAUUUUUCUAUAUGAGUCCAGCACUGUUCUUAGAACCAUAGUUUUUGAGGUAUGACCAUUUUUUUCUGGUAAUACUACUGACUUAAACUUUAUAUACAUAUUUAUAUAUGUCUAUAUUGUUUUCUUGGAAUUAUAGCAUCCAACAGACUCUAAAGUCAUUAAAUAUGAUCCUGACAUCCUUCAGAAUUCUCGAUAUAAACUCAGGCUAUUGGGCAAGUUGCCAAGAGUCUUGUAGCCUACUCAUCGGGUGCCAUAUAUGAGUAGCACAUCCAUAAAGAAGCCCCUGGAGAUCUUGGACAUUUUCCAUCAUUCAAUGUUUAGGACAACAGGGGUUGAAUACCCAACAGAAUGAGGAUAAUUAUUUAGCUCAGUUCAAAAAACAUUUAUUAAGGGACAAAUCUUUUCAAGGAUAAGGCAAAAUGACAAAACACUCCUUACCCUCAAGUUUCAUGAAUUCCCAAAGCUUAUGGCUCUAUAAAAUUGUACACAUCAUGAGAGAGAGAAUUAUUUUAUUACAUGUACAUAAAAAUCUCCAGGAACAUAUCUUAUGAUGUUACUGGAAAUGACUAGCAAGGUUUUCUUGUGUUCUGUCUCCAGAAAAGUUGACAAAAAAUUAAAAUGAAAAUGGUUUUAAGGUUAAACUUAAUUUAAACUUCUAUUGUUCAAUAAAGCAUUCUCAAUUUUUAAAAAUUAAGUAGAAAAAUGACCCUGUCAUCCUAAUAUCAAAUAAGAUAACUUAAAAAAUGGACUCAUUGUUUAAAACAAUAGGACAAAUACAAUUUCCAGCAGUAUUAAUUCAUGGUAGAUAUUCUUGCUUAAUGUAGAGAAAUAAUUUCACAUACCAUAUCAGUUUCUAAGAGUGAAAAUCAUAUUUCCAUGAUACAAGUGGACCUUAAAUGAUGAUAAAGUAAACAUCUGUCACACAGGGAAUGGAAGUAAUGAAAUGAUAUCUGGGAUUAAAAGAAUUCUACUAGAUUUAACAAAAGUUACUAAGGAUAUGUCUAAGACUACUUAAUAGUAUAAUUUCUAGCAUGAAUAAAGAAUAUACAAAUAAUUCAUAAUUACAAUGAGGAAUAUAUACCAUGUUUCCCUUUAUAAAAGUGGCCACUCACUCACAACAAUAUACAAUAUGAGCACACAGGCAAGGAAAAAUACCAAUCUGAGUCAGAGAUCUAGGGGUUACAGAUGUCUUUCUCUUUCAAACUGAAAGUUCAAAUGUCUUCUUACUGAAGAAAAAGUAUUCAUUUUUCUUUCAAUGGAGUUUGAACAAAGCAAAAAAAUGAAAUACAAUUUUUUAAAUGUGUGUGUGUUUUUAAAAGAAUUAACAGAUAUGUAUGACUGUGCUCUUACAAUAAUGACCAAUAUGGAAGUGUGUUUUGCAUGACAAUAAAAAGGGGGGAAAGGGAAAAAAUCAACAGAAUGCACCAUUCUACCCCAAUAAUAAAACUCAUGUCAAAUCUUAACAGCAAACAAUUCAAGAAUAAAAAAUAUUUUUCAAAACA
Molecule: messenger RNA, 3364 nt
Organism: Monodelphis domestica (gray short-tailed opossum)
Lineage: Eukaryota; Metazoa; Chordata; Mammalia; Didelphimorphia; Didelphidae
Gene: ABRA
Product: actin binding Rho activating protein
Biological process (GO): positive regulation of Rho protein signal transduction; positive regulation of transcription by RNA polymerase II
Cellular component (GO): sarcomere
Molecular function (GO): actin binding
Source: RefSeq, a predicted model, not a curated record